Molecule: messenger RNA, 1160 nt
Organism: Gastrolobium bilobum
Lineage: Eukaryota; Viridiplantae; Streptophyta; Magnoliopsida; Fabales; Fabaceae
Product: zinc finger protein 8-like
Exons: 1
Coding region: 265-1134 (289 amino acids)
Biological process (GO): trichome morphogenesis; trichome differentiation; response to gibberellin
Molecular function (GO): DNA-binding transcription factor activity
Source: RefSeq, a predicted model, not a curated record
CAGGGUUCACUCUGAGAUGGAUCAGACCCAAUUGUCCAAAGAUUAGUCCCCACCCUCCCUCUGUUUAUAGGACCCACCAUACCCUCUCCCUUCUCCUCCACAUUCACCACAUCAAUUACACACUACAUCCCCAUUCCCUUCCCCUUCCCCCAUUCUCUUCCUUCUCAUACCUUCUCCACACAUCCUUUUCCUCUCCUCCAAGGUUUCUACACAACACAAACACAUACCCUUUAUAUAAAACCUACCUCUUCCCUCACCUCAUCAAUGGACAAGACUGAGAGAGAAACCCAUGACUUCAUGAACGUUGAAUCUUUCUCCCAACUCCCCUUCAUCCGUCCUGCACCUCCCGCCCUCAAAGAAAAGGGCAUUCGACUCUUCGGCAUAGAAUUCGGCGGCGUCAACGCCGCCGGUGCAACCGCCGCCGAAGAAUCCGAGUCAGCAGAAACAAUCACCAACAACAACAACAAUGCAUUUGAAUUUGACAGCAACAAGGACAACAAUAAUAACAACAACACGGAGAACGGAGAGAGUAGCCGCAGAUUCGAAUGCCAUUACUGUUGCAGAAACUUCCCUACUUCUCAAGCCUUAGGUGGUCACCAAAACGCACACAAAAGAGAACGCCAACAUGCAAAACGACAACACCUUCAAUCAGCCAUGGUUCACAGUACUUUCUCCGAUGCACAAGUUUAUGGCCUCAUGAACUAUAGGUUCAACUCAGCUCCAACAACUACACUACCAUAUCCAAUGUGGAAUAGCACCACCACCACCUCAAGUGCCACCAUAACCACAAAUAAUGGUGGUGGAAGGUUUUAUGGAAGCCAUGGAAAUGGAACCUCUUAUUCUCACCAUCAACAAGAACCCAUCAAUGGAAGCCCCUUGGCCUUUUGGCGAAUCCCCAAUGGCACAACCCUUCAGAGUAACCCUAGUUUCAACCAUGAACAACGAUCGUUGCAUCAGCAUCAUCAUCAUCAUCAUCCUCCAUUACCCUUGUUUUCUGGCGAGGAAAUGAAUAAUAAUAAUAACAACAUGAGGAUCUCACAAGUUGGAGGAGCUUCUGGUUCUUCACAAAACCGCUACGUUUAUGACUCAAAACGCAGCGUUCAAGACCAUGUGAGUUUGGAUCUUCAUCUGUAAUAACAUUUUCAAUUAUUCAUACAAAA